Messenger RNA from Fragaria vesca subsp. vesca, 2258 nucleotides. Its product is annotated as two-component response regulator ARR12-like. The transcript has 7 exons. Gene Ontology annotation, molecular function: DNA-binding transcription factor activity; DNA binding. Lineage: Eukaryota; Viridiplantae; Streptophyta; Magnoliopsida; Rosales; Rosaceae. The coding region runs from base 116 to 2035 and encodes 639 amino acids. Gene Ontology annotation, biological process: cytokinin-activated signaling pathway; phosphorelay signal transduction system. The record is from RefSeq and is a predicted model, not a curated record.
AGAAAGCUGAGUUUGGUAUUAAAAAGUUUGCAACUUUUGUUGUACUAGUUUCUGAUAUCUGUUUGUUUGGUUGUUGCUCUGUUUCUCGUUCUGGUGUGAAGUUUGGCGAGUCACAAUGACCGUGGAGGAUCAGAGGGACCGGUUUCCGGAGGGUAUGAGAGUCCUGGCCGUCGACGACGACCCAACUUGUCUCAAAUUCUUGGAGGGUUUGCUUCGCAAAUGCAAGUAUCAUGUUACUACUACGAAUCAGGCAAUCAAGGCAUUGGAAAUGUUGAGGGAAAACAGAAAUAAGUAUGACCUUGUGAUCAGUGAUGUUAAUAUGCCUGACAUGGAUGGCUUUAAGCUCCUUGAACUCUUGGGGCUUGAGAUGGACUUACCUGUGAUCAUGUUGUCAGGAUAUAGUGAUGUGGAACUUGUAAUGAAGGGAAUAGAUCAUGGUGCUUGUGAUUAUAUGUUGAAACCUGUUAGACUUGAAGAGCUCAAGAAUAUCUGGCAACAUGUUGUCCGGAAAAAGAAGUCCGAGACCAAGGACCAAAAGAAGUCUUCCAAUCAAGAUAAGGCUAGCAAUGGAACUGGAGAAGGUGUAAGAGGGGCUUCACCAACAGGUAGCUCAGAUCAGAAUUGGAAACUGCACAAGAAAAGAAAGGAUCAAAAUCGAGAUGAGGAAGAAGAAAGUGAAGAUGAUGAACAUGAGACUGAGGACUCUUUGAAUCAGAAGAAGCCACGGGUAGUUUGGUCAGGGGAUUUGCACAGAAAGUUUGUGGCAGCUGUAAAUCAGUUGGGAGUCGAAAAAGCUGUUCCAAAAAAAAUUCUUGACCUGAUGGAUGUUGAAGGACUCUCAAGGGAAAAUGUGGCGAGCCAUCUACAGAAAUAUAGGCAAUAUCUUAAAAAAUUAAGAGGAAAAGAGUCACCCUACGCGCGCAUGGGUUUGCUAGAUGGAUUUAGAGAUAUACAAUCCUUGAGAUCAGGGAGAAUGUCGAGUUCUACUUUAUCAACAUACACAUCUGGUGGGUUGCUUCGUAGAUUAAAUUCCUCAGCUGGUUUAAGCACAGGAGGAAUGACUUCUGCUGGUCUGGGCCAACCUGGUCACUCCCAAAACUUGAGCAGCUAUAUUAAUCCUUUUGCAGAGCUCCAGCCAACUGUGCCUCCAAACCAAAGUCCACAUUUAUUCCAAGGGACUCCAGCAUUAUCAAAGUUCAAUCCAUUGCAGCAGAGCAAGUGCAUCAACCACAAUGGGAAGUCCUAUCCCGACAAUGAUUCAGCAAAUUACAGACUAUCAUCUACAUUUCAGGAUUCUGGAGUGUCUUCUAGCUCACUCCCUUCUGAUUCCAAUUUUGCGAGCAAUCCUUUGGUGUUACAAGGCAUCCCACAACAAACAAAUAGUAUGGGAGUGUUUGGCAAUCCGACUUCUGUUAAAGUAUCAUUUGGCAUCUCUGGUUCCUCUAAUUUUCUGGAUUACAAUCGGUGUAGUGAAAACAUUCAGGGUGGUGCACAGUCAUCCAGCUUUUCAUCAAAUGCUUUGCCAAUGACUCCUGUUGACGAAUUAAGAGGAAAUGUAGAGAACCAAGAAGGCUUGAUUGGUGAUGUUGUACCAACACUGACUUACAUGCCAAAGCAAAGGUGGGAAGAACAUAAGACAGGCUACAUCCAUGAUUCGAAUCAAACUUUCAGCGCCAUAACCUCCCCGGGUUCUACAUUGGGUACUGAUGGCAUCGUAAGCCACAAAUUGAAUCAAAAUGAUGCAGUAUGCAAUUAUGAAAGGAAUUCCUCUCUACAUGACCAGUUAAAUGGGGCUACUCCAAUAUUCGUGCAACCAAGUGAGGCUGGUAAGUCUUCCAUGGAGACAAAGAUGAAGCCAAAUGAGGACUACUUCUUGGAGCAAACACACUCACCUAAUGGCUUCCUACAGAACAGUUAUGAAUCUUUUGAUGAUAUAAUGAGCACGAUAAUGAGAAGGGAACAAAAUGAGAAUGUUGAUACUUUACUGGACGCAGAAUUUGGGUUCGAUGCACACUCCCUUGGCUCCUGUAUGUGAGACAUUGCUGUUAGUUACUAGAUAAGAGAAUUUUACCCUCUAUUUGGAGGAACAUCAUUGUGUAAUUUCAUCUCGUGUAAUUUUUACCUCUUCCCUUGGCAACUUCUUAUGUCCUUGCAAAUGCAUAUAGGAAAACUGUAUCUUCCUCAAUUCUUUCAUUCUCUUUUCCCCUUUCCAUGUUGAAGUAAUACGCAAACGGCAGAAUAAGUUGCCUACUUUUUAU